Messenger RNA from Schistocerca cancellata (South American locust), 8109 nucleotides. RefSeq names its product putative sodium-coupled neutral amino acid transporter 7. The transcript has 8 exons. The record is from RefSeq and is a predicted model, not a curated record. Gene Ontology annotation, biological process: amino acid transmembrane transport. Gene Ontology annotation, molecular function: amino acid transmembrane transporter activity. The coding region runs from base 47 to 1414 and encodes 455 amino acids. Lineage: Eukaryota; Metazoa; Arthropoda; Insecta; Orthoptera; Acrididae.
UUGACAUAUUUUGACAGGUGAAACUCAUGUUGUGGACGUGUUUGUGAUGUACAGAGGUGAUGUUGAUAAUAUGGACGAUUCUGAUGUUAACAGCGCAAAUGAACUCGUUCUUUCUACGUUUUCAGCAAAUGUUCCUGCAACAGAUGUCAGUAACGGUGGCUCCAAUCGAAUAUCAGCUAUAUUCCUGAUAGUGAAUGCUGCUCUGGGAGCUGGUCUUUUGAAUUUCCCUCAAGCUUUUGACCAGGCUGGUGGAAUAGCAACUGCUGUGGUUGUGCAGGUGGUACUGUUAGUAUGGAUACUGGGAGCACUGGUGACGCUGGCACACUGUUCAGACGAGACAGGGGCGCGCACACUGCAGGACAUACUGGAGGGUCUGUGUGGAACUCCAGGUCUUAUUGCGUGUUGCCUCUGUGUCGCUUUGUACUGCUUUGGCACCUGCCUCACCUUCCUCGUCAUCAUAGGUGAUCAGUUUGACAGAGUAUUUUCGUCACUUCACGGAUCUGACUUCUGCCAUUACUGGUAUAUGAAUCGCAUCUUUACAAUAGUGGCAAGCUCCACAGUGUGUAUUCUUCCAUUUUGUUAUUCCAGGAGGAUUGAUUUUCUCAAAUAUGUCAGCUAUUUGGGUGUGGGAGCUGUCUUUUAUGUUGUGGUGCUCAUAGUGUACCAAAAAUUCGCAGGAGAAUUUACUCCUGGUCCAAUUAAAACUAGUCCAACAGAAUGGACUGAUGUGUUUCUGGUGGUCCCGGUUAUUUGUUUUGGAUACCAGUGUCAUGUCAGUGUGAUACCAAUUUAUUCCUGCCUCCAUGAACGCACCAUAUUUAAUUUUUCAAUAUGUUGUGGAGCAGCUGUCUUUAUUUGUAUGCUGUCAUACACUCUUGCUGGAACAUUUGGAUACCUGACAUUUGGUGCCGAUGUCACAAGUGAUAUUCUGGAGUCUUAUUCGGGAUACCAUCCAUCUGUCCUGAUUGGUAUUACAGCUAUUGCUAUAAAGACAUACACAACCUAUCCAAUACUACUAUUCUGUGGAAGGGAGGCAGUAAACAAAAUAUGGUGUACGUUUUUCUACAACAGUCAGGCCGAUAUUGCAGUUAAAGAACCAAUGAGACGAGUUGUAAUAGCAACAACAUGGUUCAUAUUAACAUUGCUCUUAGCAGUGCUCAUCCCCGAUAUGGGAAUUGUGAUAGAUUGUCUGGGAAGUCUCGCAGCUAUUUUCAUAUUUGUUUUCCCAGGUAUAUGCUGGAUGCAGUCAACAUUACAUAAAGAUCCACUUAUUCUUUUAAAUAAAGACAGGUUUUAUAUAUUUUUGUCUGUAUUGUAUAUACUGACUGGGACAUUUGUAUUUGGAGUAGUUUUAGUGCAGGCAAUUGAAAGAUUCUCAGAAAAAGACGAAUCACCUAUCAGACUGUGUGUGUAGCCAGUGCAUGUGUGCGCCCUCAAGCACUGGUGUAGGAAACAUCUGUUAUUUAUUUAUACAUUCCUAUUUAUGUGGUUCAGACAAGAUUGUGCUUAUUAAAAGUUUCAUUAAUGAUCUCUGAAAACUUUUGACUGCUUGACCAUAAAAUGUGAUUCAUAUUACUUCCAGAUUUUGUUGUUAUUUUAAAAUACUAAGUUAAUUAAUUUGAUAAAUUUACAGAAUGUGCACAUAUUGCGUCAGUAAAUUUAGACUGAUCGUGAUGUUCAGGGAAACUCUAGACUGGAGUAGCCACCUAGGGAAUGACAUUGCAUGCAUUUGAUGACAUCAAAAGUGCAUGGAGGAUAAAUGACGAAUCAUGAUUUCAGUCCUGCUUUGUGAAUGAUAGUACUUUCCAUGCUAUUUUAAAUGAUAUUUUGAGUCUGCUAUGUAGAUUUCCACUUUUUAAAUUUCACCCUGUUAUCUUUUUUACAUAGAAAGCUUUAUAAGGACAAUUUUAUUUAUUACUUAAAAUGUAAAUAUUAUAUUUAAAUUAAUGAGACUGGUAGUAAUAUUCAGAGAGAGAGAGUUUUGCUGUACGGCUGACAGAACUGUUUCAGUAGUCUUCAAAGAUGAUAUAUGAAAGGGUUGGGGAGAUACCACAAGGUAUAAGAGAAGAUUGAGGAGGAAAGCUUAAAAUGGUGUGGCCACAGGCAUUUGAAGGGAAUGGAGGUAGCAAAGAUGCCUGAGAAGAUGGGUGCGAGAAAGAAAGGGCAGGAGACCAGUAGAGAGGCCAAAGGACAAAUGGCUAAAAGGAAUGGCAGAAAUCAUCAUGAAGAGAGAAGAGUGGGCUGGACUAGUGACAGAGAGGUGACGGGAAGACCGGAGGUGGGGGCAAGGAUUGGUCCAGGCAGGCUGUGACCGUGGCAGAUAACUGUGCACGAUGACGAUGACGAUGAUGACGACGAUGAUGAUGAUAACUACUCUUUAAUUAAUAACUUUACAGAUUAGUUUCUAAACCAGUUUGUUAUAAAUGAGAACAAGGGGGUUAGUUCACACUACUCUCUUUCUGUCACAUGAAAUUUAAAGUAAACUGUGUGCUUGUGGGGGACACUGUGUUAAUGUGAACACUAAUUUUUAUUUUUAUCAAGUACACAAUCUGAGGGAGCAUUUUUUCUGGGUUUUAAGACUGACAUAUACACCUUUGACGGCAUGGUGUUUUACUAGCCAGGGAUUUUUUUUGGAUAGAUGGUGACCCACUACAGUCAUUAGUUUCUGUUAAUAGAAUGAUGCUGUUGGUGUGGAGAAUAGUGUCAGGUGCAUUGUUAACCUUUCCUGUAUGUAUGUUUUGUGUCUGUGCCAUGGCAGUAGUUUCCCAGAGUGAUGCCAACUUUUUUUCCUUGCUUUCUUUUUUCUUUUCUUCCUAUUAAAGUUAAAAGGGAUGAUUCUGGAUUUUAGUAACCUCUUUUUGACUAGAAACUUGUCUCACUACAUUAGGAUGAUGUGAACAAGACUGGGAUAAUUGUGCUAUCACACUAUGGUCUUCUUGGUGGAGGACAUGAUGGUGACCAUGGAGGUUACCAUUUAAAAUUUUUAUCCCUACUUACCACAGACUUUGUGUGGAUUACAGCAUGGUGCAAGCCCAUCUUGUUGAUGUCAUAUUGAUGCCUCAUGUUUUAGAUGUAUGAAGUAUAACUGUUACUGUAGGCAGCCAUGAGAUUAUUUGCAGAGAUUAACAUUAUGUUUUGUGUUUUUGAUGCUGAUGAUAGAUGUGGAAGAGUGUGAAACCAGUUACCUGCUCAUAAUGCACUAUUCUUGAAGAGUGCUUGUAAGGCUGCAGAGCUGGAAAGUCCCUAUUGCUUGGACAGACAACCAUCAAUGCCAUUCCUCUCAGAUACUGCAGUGAAGGUUAGAAUAAAGAACAUGACGUGGGAGCAAAAUGUGAUGUGGAAAUUCAUUUCGCAUUACUUCUCAUCGAUCGCUAGCCUGAUAUUGGUGAUGGAAAUUUAUUCAACAAAGAUAAUUUGGUUCUGCUUUCAUAGUAGAGUGCCAGUGUAAAAUUUUGACUUUAUCUUCAGUGAUAUCUGGUCUACAGCUAAGCAGAGGAAGUAUGACCAAGACAGCUGGCAAAUUUAAACUGCCAUUCCUGGUUUCAUUGAUUUUGUAUUUUAUUUUCAUUCGUCCUCUUAUCUACACAGGCAGCUUGGCCGUGUGAUACUGGAAAAGUCUGUUUAUGUAUUAGGUGGAUGCACAUAGACUUAUGAUGAGAUAGUCUACAAAACCCAUCACUCAUACAUAUGUACAUUUCUGUGUGUUCAUACUUGCGUUAAAAUACCAAAUUGAGAAAAUUGUCUCUCUCUCUCUCUCUCUCUCUCUCUCUCUCUCUCUCUCUCUGCAUUAAGGAAUCAUAUGGCUGCAGCUCUGUUGGUCGUAGGGUUGAAUGGUCAAAAAACAAGAUUAGCUGAAUUUGUGUUUUUCAUUUCAUAACUUUUAUGUAUAAAUUCUAUAAGUUUGGCAUAGAUAAUUUCCUCUACCUGUCUGGGAAAGGAAUGGGAAAUUAUUAUGGGGCUGCAGUUAUUCAUGUUGUCGGUCAUGUUUUAUGAAAAUUUGAAGCAACCUGGAAGUUUUCACUGCACCAAGAAAAAAGUCAUCGAGUGAACAGUUACAUAAGUUCUGUCAGUAGUUCUAUCAGUUUUAAUCAGUCUUCUGUAAUAUUACUGUAGUAAUAUCACCAAUACUUACAGAUUUUUGAAAUUUCUCUAUUGCUUGUACUUCGUCAUUAUUUGAGACAUUGAUCUACGAAAGGUGCUUAUUUUGUAUUUAUCAUGUUGAGUGUUCUUCUUUGUGUUUCAUUUCAUCAUCUUGUAGCAUUUUUGUGGUAUCCUUUAAUGUCGUGAUUCUCUUGGACAGAAUUUUACUGUCAUGACAAUGUAUACUGUGACUAUUCGUGCUUUAUUUGGCAUUAAAAUGCUAAAUAACAAAGAAACCUCUGCAUAAAAAGUUCUCCUCUGCUGAGGUUAGGCUCAUGAUGGGAAAAGUUCUGAAAACACUGACUGUGCAGUGGUGGAUCUGUCGCAAUGGCUGCCCCAUGCAACUUCGCUACAGAUCAUUCCAUGCAACUUCGCUACAGAUCAUUCAUCGUACCUUUGAUGGAAUGCACAGUGUUUUCACUAUCACCCUACCAACACUGUUAAAUAUUAAAAAGAUGCACUGUAAUGUACCAUUUGCAGUUCAGUACAGCUUGUACUCAUCAGAACAGAAACAACAAUUGAACCCAAUUAAAAUUAAUAAAAGUAAAAGAAAACAUUUUCUGUUGUGUGACAAGCAUUACUAUUACUCACUUGUGUGGCAGCUGUAAGUUCACGUUUGGCACGAGUGUAUUCUAUGAUCAGAAAAUGCAGUCAAAAGCAACAAAAUAUUUUGGGUCUUGCCCACUUCGCUGGUUACGGCUCAGUGAUGACAUCAAAAGUUUCUUUCUUUGUGAUCUCUUCCCAGUGCUGUGCUCAGUGAGUUGAUCCCAGGAGAUACCCUACCAGCUAACUGCUCAUCAGCUAAUUACUUUUGAAUGAUAAUUAGGAAGAAAGUAGGAUAAUUUAUAUUGGCUUUUGCAGUUUCACAUUUUGAUGUGCAGAGUUAACUGUAGUUAUGAAAAAUCUGUCAACAACAAUGUAGCAGCGAAUCGUAGUUACACAGCUACAUCUGUUCAGUCACCCUCCUUCCAAAUAAUGUUCUUUAAUAAUCUGGGGCAUUUUUCAUUGUGGUCAUGAGGUCCUUCUCCUGUGCUGGUAGGAAAAACAACAGCCAUCACUCCCCCCCCCCCCCCCCCCCCCCAAGGCUGUCACCUGACUGAUAAUAAUUCCCUCAGGUGACAAGUGUUAAACAGUUGUAAUUUUAGCUGGAGCCUUGCUAGUGAUGGUAGCUCCAUCUGCUAAUGCAGCAUUGCUGGUGCCCUGUGGUAUUGACACACUAACACCAGCUCUGUGCCUCACUGGAAACUCACUAGUGACAAACAGUGAAUUGUUCUGUAACAUUAGUUCCAUAACACUGCACUACUGAGAAGCAGCCUAGUCACUUGUUUCUGCACACUGCUCUUCUUCUGCCAGAAAUGAAUUCCUUUUGUGGUCCAUGUUGAUACAAAAUUUUAAUGCUUUACAGAAAUAUGUUAUUACAGUCACAUUUAAUUUUCUUAAGCUGUUGUAGGGGUCUCGAAAAACAAUUAUAACAUUUUAAUUUUGCUUUCCAAUACUUUUGCUAAUGACAUGUCUUCUUAGGUCAAGUGAGGAUCUUGCAUCUUUUGCUGUAUGUUGUAGGCAAAAGUUUGAAAACAUCAGUCUUGGUACAUACCAAGAUUUGAACAAAUUUGUAUCGAUCUAAGGCAGAAAUGUUAGCCUCAUCUGAAGCAUCUACAAAAAGUUGUUAGAUGUGUUUACUAUUUCUGAGGGGGCAGGGGUGGAGAGGGGUGAUUGUCACAUUGUUUUCUUGUGUUAGUGUUAUAUUUUUACGUUCUGUUUUUGCCCUUUCUUCUUCUUGUUCUUCUUCUGUUUUAUUUUAAUAAUGUUGAACAUGGCUUUUGUUGGGCUGUAUAAGUAUUCAUCAUUAUGCAUUCUUUUUGCAUAUCUUAUUACGUUUUUAAUAUUUUGGAAUAUUUUUCACAGGAAAUGGAGAAUUUGGAUGUGGAUAUUCUUUUGUUGCUCACAUUUUGUGCAUCUCCUGGCACAAAACUCUUACUCCACCUGUGAUCCAGCUGUUAAUUAUAGAACUGAUAAUUAUUGUUGUUCAGUCCAAAGGCUUGUUUUGAUGCAGCUGUCCAUUAUACUGUGUCCUGUUCAAUCAUCAUCAUCACCAUCACCACCACCACCACCACCACCAUCACCAUCUCCAAGUAACUACUGCAACCUUCAUCCUUCUGAAUCUGCUUGCUGUAUUCAUCUCUUGGUCACCCUCUACAAUUUUUACCCCUCACACUUCCCUCGAAGGCUAAAUUGGUGAUACAUUGAUGUCUCAGAAUGUGUCUGUCAACCAAUCCCUUCUUGUCAGGUUGUGUCACAAAUUUCUUUUCUCUCCAGUUGUAUUCAGUAACUCCUCAGUACUUAGGUGAUCAACACAUUUAAUCUUCAGCAUUCUUCUGUGGCACCACAAUUCAGUUGCAUUUCCAUACAAAUACUUCAGUGGAAAAGCAGUUUGGAGCUGGUGGUCACCUGGAGGUACUCUGCUGUAUUGUUUCCAGGAUUUAUACUCAUAAUAUGAAGCCAGUUUGUGAACCCUAACAAGGAUGAAAUAAAUGAAAUCUUUGCUGAUUAAUAGGUCUAGUUUAACAUAGAAAAAUAUUGUGCACAGGCUGCAAAGUAAGACAUUGCCUGCAGCUUUUGCAACGUAUGUUUUUGGCUCUAUGUGAGGUGAUGUAGCUGUUAAGACACUGUAGUAUUCCUGUGGGAAUAAUGUGGCAUGUGGCCCUGCUGUAUGUUUUUUUUUAGAUCACUUUAGGUGACUUCCGAAGGAGUCCUUCAGCUGGCUGAGGCUGUUUCUUUCUACCAGCAUCCUGCAAUUGUUUUAUUAUUAUGUAUCAUUUGUUAAUUUUUCCAUGUGUUAUAUAAUUUUUUGAUUGUGUUACUUCAACUUAACUGUUUUGAUAAAUUCCUUUUGUUUUGAGAAUUUUUUCCAUCCUUUUUGUGGCUACCUAUUGCCAGCUAGCUUCAUAAUAUUUUCCUGAAAGCCAUCUUAUCACCAUGUAUCAUUGCAGCUCUGUGACAUAUCGGUUACCUUUUUUCUGACAGUAUUUUAUAAUCAUCAUAGCAUUUCAAUAUUUGUUGUUCUCCAUCCAUUGCUCUUUGUUCCUGGUCAUCCUGUAAAAUGGGUGGUUUCAACUGAGGUGUAAAAUGACUUGUGCUCUAAUUUUUCUGUAGUUUUUCCUUUGUAGCUUUUUAUUGUUGUUACCAAAAGAAUGUCAUUGAAUUUUCUUAGUUGUCAUUUUAGCAAUGAAUACCAAUAUUUUGUUAUCUUUAGUCUAAUUAAGUACUUUAUUCUGUACUGCAGUAUGUUUUAUCUGAUGGCCCACUAGAUUGUCAAAUUAGUAAAUGAAAUGUCUGUAUAUGAUUUAGUUUACGAUAGUAAGAGGUCGCCAACAUAACACUACUGUUUCAGAAAGUUGAGUACGUACCUCGAGACAGAGACUCAGAAGCGCAGUUAAACAGAACUGCAAAGUUAUCAAUUCAAAUAUUAUUUGUCAUUAGUUGUAAGAUGUAGAAAGGUGCAAAGUGUCCAGUUAUGGAUACCUUUUUUACCAGUUAUACUUAUCUGUACUGUUAAAGAAACUGAUAUUAUUGUUUUAUCAUAUUAGUGUAAAAAUAUUUUGUUAUGUAUUAAUGGAAACUGAAUGUUUAUUGCCUGUUCAAUUGUUUAUAGCCACACUACAUCUCCCCAGACAGUAUGUGCACAUUCUGUGAUGAACUACUUGUAAUGAGAGAAAUGUUAUAAAAGUUACGAAGUUGAUAGUAGGAUGUUAAGUUCAUGUUGAAAAAUUCCCCACGAGAUUCCAUUCUGUAAGACUUGUGCUACAUUAUGCAUACACGAGACAUACUUCAUCGUGGUGCUAUUCUGUAUGCUCAUUACAUGUGAUAUCAAGAGGACACAUAUUUUUGUAAAGUUCCUAUUUUUGUACACUAAUCUGAAAAUUGAAAAAUUUGUUAAUGUACUUACAAUAAUAAAAUAUUUGUCUAAUC